This is a messenger RNA of Eupeodes corollae, 1159 nucleotides long. RefSeq names its product ninjurin-1. The transcript has 3 exons. Gene Ontology annotation, cellular component: membrane. The record is from RefSeq and is a predicted model, not a curated record. Gene Ontology annotation, biological process: cell adhesion; tissue regeneration. Lineage: Eukaryota; Metazoa; Arthropoda; Insecta; Diptera; Syrphidae. Bases 416 to 817 code for a protein of 133 amino acids.
GUAUCGGAUGAGUCGAGAACGUUUUGUCAUUAAUAUUGCACAUAUACUAAAAUUGUAGCUAAGAUUUCAUUAUAUCAUUUCUGUUUCGAAUCCAUGAGUAGCUUCUGUUGUGAUUCGACGCGACGACCGAUGUUAGCGUUUCGCGGCAGACACAGUUACAGUUGGUCGGCACUCGGCAGUUGAAUUCAGAAUGUUUUAUUGUUGAGUUGUGUUGCGUGGUUACCAAAGUUUGCUAUCAUUCACAAAAGAAAAUAUCCAAAAUAAUUGAAUUUGAAUAAGUUAUAAACUUUAAAAAUACCUCCAUUCUACCAAAAGAGUUUCUUAACACAGAAGUUGGAUACAUUCUUGGUUUUAAGAAACGUUUAAUCUUUAAAAGAACAAUUUUGGUCAAUUUACGACAUUUGUAGUUGGAAAUAUGAUGAAUAAUGAAUCUGAGAUGAAAUCAAUGGAUGCAAAUCGAUAUGCAACUAAGAAAACUAUUGCUCAGGGGAUGCUGGAUAUAGCUUUGCUUACAGCAAAUGCAUCCCAACUAAAAUACAUUCUUCAAGUAGGAGAACAACAUCAAUUCUACAAAUUAAUGUUGAUUUUGAUAAGCCUAUCAAUAUUUUUACAGCUCCUGGUUGGUAUUUUCUUUGUCAUCAUUGGAAGUUUGAAUAUCAACAGAAAAAAUGAACAAACAGCUGCUAUUAUUAUGAAUGAUGUCAUAUUGGUCACAAUAUUUAUAAUUUCUAUUGUUAAUGUAAUUAUAUCUGGUUUCGGAAUGGAAUACUCAUCACAACCACUGCGGCUAAUUGAUCGUGGUGAAAAAGAGCCAUAAAAGUUUAAAACAUAAAUUAAAAAAAAAACAUGAUAAGUUUUAUGCAACAAUGCACUUUCAGCAACAUAAAAAAGUAUAUAUGGUUUUGAAAUUUAACGUGAAUAAAAUUUGAAGUAUACGUACAUUGUACGUGUCGUAUGACAGUUCUUGACAGUUAACUAGCCAAUCAAUUUCAUUGUCAGACGUAAUUGCACAUAAAUUAAACCCUGUUCUUACUCCUCAUUAAAAUGAUUUUUCCUUGUUUCUGUUACAAACUUAAUUUGAAACUUAAGAAAAAAACUGUAAACUAAUAAUUUUUAGAAAGAAUUUUAAAAAUAAAGUGAGUCUAUUUUUAAAAAAUUA